Nymphaea colorata (pocket water lily) is the source of this 978-nucleotide messenger RNA. RefSeq lists its product as uncharacterized. Gene Ontology annotation, cellular component: signal peptidase complex; membrane. Lineage: Eukaryota; Viridiplantae; Streptophyta; Magnoliopsida; Nymphaeales; Nymphaeaceae. Bases 205 to 747 code for a protein of 180 amino acids. Gene Ontology annotation, molecular function: serine-type endopeptidase activity. The transcript is spliced from 10 exons. The record is from RefSeq and is a predicted model, not a curated record.
AUCCCAUUUUCUGAGUUAGGCCGAUUUACCGAAUCAAGCUUCAGAGGCGAUUCGGUCUCGACGACCGAUCUGACGACAUUCCUUAGACCAGAAGUUCCCUUCCCCUCCGUUUCCGUCGUUCGCCUGUACUCGGGACUCGAAUUUUCCGGGCAAAAGAUCGACGUAGAUCUCCUUUUUUGUGGAAAGCGGGGUGCAGAGGGCUCGAUGGGUUUCAUAGGAGAAACGUUGGACUCGAUUCGGUCGCUGCAGAUUCGGCAGGUGGUUUCUCAGGCAAUCAGCCUCGGGAUGAUCGUUACAUCUGCUCUAAUAAUAUGGAAGGGGUUGAUGUGCGUCACCGGGAGCGAAUCGCCCGUUGUCGUGGUUCUUUCCGGAAGUAUGGAACCUGGGUUCAAGAGGGGUGAUAUACUAUUCCUGCGUAUGAGCAAGGAUCCUAUUCGAGCUGGAGAGAUUGUUGUCUUCAAUAUUGACGGGAGAGAAAUUCCAAUUGUUCAUCGGGUAAUCAAGGUUCAUGAGCGGAGUGACACUGGUGAAGUGGAUGUACUAACAAAAGGGGAUAAUAAUUUUGGAGAUGAUAGGCUUUUAUAUGCCCAUGGCCAGCUCUGGCUUCAGCAGCAUCACAUUAUGGGUAGAGCUGUUGGGUUUUUACCAUAUGUUGGCUGGGUUACAAUCAUUAUGACUGAAAAGCCCAUUAUCAAGUACCUUCUCAUUGGAGCCUUAGGACUGCUCGUCAUAACGUCGAAGGAAUAAAAGCUCACUGUUAGGCCUUCUGUGAGUUGUAGGUAGUUGGUGGGUCAGCUUCUCUGAGGUCAAAGCUUUUUCGCUGCAGAAAAUUGAAAGUAAUAGGUCGGUGAUUUAGAUUAUAGUCCUCAAAACUAUGAAUAGGGGGAUGCCCCUUAUGAUCUAUGAACUUGUAUGUUCAAUACAAGCGGACAGGCAGAACUUCGUUUUCUUGGUAUCUUGCAUAUUCUUCAUUUUCUA